AGGAUUCCUCUCAACAAAAAACUCCCCCUAUUGCUUACAAAGAAACAACAAACAAAGAUGGAGAAAAACGAGGAUCAGAAGCUCCAAACUGCUGACAAAAUCGACAAGUUCCAGAUCUUGAAAAGGACUUUACAGCUUGUUCUCUCAGUCUCUCUAUUUUCUUUGCUUCUUUGCUCUUCCUCAGGCUGCUUCUGCUGCUUUCCCCAUUCCUUCAGCGUCUUCUUUUCCACGUCCCUUUUCUCACUCUUCACGCACACCCUGGAAAGGAAGUACAUGUUUCUCAUUUGUUUUGGAAUACUUGCUGUUCUAGCCAAAAGCUCUGUUUCUUGCAGCUCUUCACCUUCUGAUCAGACUGAUCUUGGCGGUGCAUACUCGGAUUCUGAUGUGUCUGCUAUGAAGGCAUCAGUUGUUGACGAGGAAGUCCAUGUGAGAAGUACUGGGUCGGCAGAGAAUGUCCGUUUUGUAGCUAAAAGAGAACAAGAACAGGAAGAAGAUGAAGAGGAAGAACUUGCAGAAGCUUUUAUCGCAGAAGAUGAAGGGAAAGAGGAAGUAGAAGAAGAAGAAGAAGAAGAAAGUGGGGUAGUGGUGGGACCAGAAGAUGAGGAAGAAGCACCAGCAGCUGCAAAUGAUGAGUUAAACAAAAAAUUUGAAGAGUUCAUAAGGAAAAUGAAGGAAGAAAUUAGGAUUGAAGCUCAAAGACAACCAAUAGCAGUCUAAUGUAUAUUUUGAGAGAUCUGCCAGAAUGCUUUGUUCUCUUUUAAAAAUGACUAAGCUCUCAUGGUUUCUUCGAACCCUUUUUUCUGCUGUAUGCAUGUAGAACUUUGCCGCUUUCUUCUUGUUCUUUUACUUCAACUAGUUAGGUAAACCACAAACAUAUGUUCGUAUGAGAUUGAUGAUAAUGGUGUCAAUGGUCAUGUAACCUUUUCAAUGUUUUCAUCAUGUCGUUGAUUAA
Messenger RNA from Corylus avellana, 952 nucleotides. RefSeq lists its product as uncharacterized. Lineage: Eukaryota; Viridiplantae; Streptophyta; Magnoliopsida; Fagales; Betulaceae. The record is from RefSeq and is a predicted model, not a curated record.